AGCUGUUUGGCCCCUGGGGCGUGAAGCCCCCUGGCUCGGACCAUCAGGUCUGUGAGGAGCCAUGGGCGGUUCGGCGUCGACAGAGAUAGGCGGCGUCCGUGUUUUCAAGGUGAGUCCUGGAAGCCCUGCUGCUGAAGCAGGGUUGGAGGUGUUUUUCGACUUCAUCGUGGCGAUCAACGGUGUCAACCUAGAGCCUGGCGAGCAGUCGGUUUUUGCAAAGCACAUCCAGGACGCCGAGAAUGGCACGGCAAAGAUCACGGUAUACAACACCAGAGCCAACAUGACUCGAGAGGUGACUGUGAUGCCCAGAAAGUGGGCUGGCAAUGGACUUCUGGGAGCGACCGUGAGAUACGACGCCGUAGAUGUUGCAGAGAACCACGGAAUUCGGGUUCUGGAGGUUUUCCCAAAUUCGCCUGCAGCUCAUGCUGGCCUGGUGCCGUUUCAGGAUUUUUUGCUGGGCACACCUCAGCGGGUUUUUCACGAUAUUGACGAGCUCGUCGAAGUGGUGCAAGCAAAUAUCAACGAGCGCAUGCAGGUGUAUGUCUACAAUGCAGACUCCGAAUCUGUCAGAGAGACCAUCCUCAUGCCCAACAAUGCCUGGGGUGGCGACGGCUGCAUUGGCUGUGACAUAGGCACCGGCUUGCUGCACCGCAUCCCUGCGCCCCGGCGGCCGCCGGGUGGGCCGAUGGCACCGCCGCAGGCUCCCGGAGCACCGCUUGCUGGAGCACCACUUUCUGCAGCGCCGAUUUGUGUGCCUGGGGCGGCUGCUCCACCAGCUAAGACAGCUGGAGGUGGCAUUCCAGCACCAGGAGGCAUCCCACCACCAGGUGGCGCCCCGCCGCCCGGCGGCACCGCUUUGCCGGCCAUCCGCCCUGGAGGCACCUGGGCUCCGGCAGCGCCGCAAGUGCCGCAAGCGCCGCAAGCGCCGCAAGCGCCAGCGGCCCCCGCGGGCAGCCAGGCAGGAGCAGGAGCCACGAUCACACCAGAGGCAAUGGCCCAACUCCAGGCUCAGAUACACCAGAUGGGCCUCGGAGCAGCGCCGAGCAACGGUGAGGUGGUUUCUCCCAUCUCCAGCAUGCCGGAGAAUCCAAAGGCUCCUCCAAGUACACCAAUGAAUUGGCAAGAAGUGCCACCCGUUGACCUUUCAGCAGCGAUGGACCCAAGCAAGUUUGCCGGGCUGAGCGGUCAUGCUUCCCCAGCGAUACUGAGCGGUAAUGCUUCGCCGGCAAAUGACAUCGAAUUGGAAAAGAUUCAAUAGCACGGCAGGAGACUAGGACCCCCCCGCCGCUCUGGACUCUAAAUCCAACUCUUCGCUCUGGACCGAGGCCCCAACUGUGCCACGGGUGUAGUUUCUUGGGCCGCUUUCAAGCGCCAGAAGCACCGGCUGCAGCCAUGGUGGAGGUCU
Messenger RNA from Durusdinium trenchii, 1405 nucleotides. The record is from the annotation of a GenBank genome assembly. NCBI's taxonomy places the organism in Eukaryota, Dinophyceae, Suessiales, Symbiodiniaceae.